Messenger RNA from Synchiropus splendidus (mandarinfish), 3493 nucleotides. RefSeq names its product single stranded DNA binding protein 4 (gene ssbp4). The transcript is spliced from 17 exons. Gene Ontology annotation, biological process: positive regulation of transcription by RNA polymerase II. Gene Ontology annotation, cellular component: nucleus. The coding region runs from base 92 to 1249 and encodes 385 amino acids. NCBI's taxonomy places the organism in Eukaryota, Metazoa, Chordata, Actinopteri, Syngnathiformes, Callionymidae. The record is from RefSeq and is a predicted model, not a curated record. Gene Ontology annotation, molecular function: single-stranded DNA binding; protein binding.
CAGUAGGGGUAGCUAUGGAGAUGGAGCGUUUUCCUGGCUGCUUUCUUUGACAGGUGUUGAGUGGGGCAAAAGUCUUAAAACAGAAUCCAGCAUGUACGCCAAAGGUAAAGGAGCUGUCGUCCCGUCUGAUAGCCAGGCGAGAGAGAAGUUAGCUUUGUACGUCUACGAGUAUUUGCUUCAUGUUGGCGCGCAGAAGUCUGCACAGACCUUCCUGUCGGAGAUUCGAUGGGAAAAGAAUAUCACACUUGGGGAACCUCCUGGAUUUCUGCACUCGUGGUGGUGUGUAUUCUGGGAUCUGUACUGCGCCGCCCCAGACCGGAGGGAGACAUGCGAACAUUCCAGCGAGGCCAAGGCUUUCCAUGAUUACAGCGCAGCUGCGGCUCCCAGUCCUGUGAUGGGCAACAUGCCACCCAACGAUGGCAUGCCAGGAGGACCCAUGCCCCCAGGCUUCUUUCAAGGUCCUCCAGGGUCACAGCCGUCCCCUCACACGCAGCCUCCUCCACACAACCCCAGUAACCCCAUGAUGGGACCUCAUGGACAGCCAUUCAUGUCUCCGCGGUACCCAGGUGGGCCGAGGCCGUCACUUCGAAUGCCAAAUCAGCCACCUGGGAGCAUCCCUGGAUCACAGCCGCUCCUGCCAAACAGCCUGGACCCGACCAGGCCUCAAGGACAUCCAAACAUGGGAGGUCCAAUGAGAAUGAAUCCACCUCGAGGGAUGGGAGGAAUGGGCCCACAGAACUACGGUGGUGGGAUGAGACCUCCGCCAAACUCCAUGGGACCAGGGAUGCCUGGCAUGAACAUGGGUCCUGGUGGAAGAGGUCCGUGGCCCAAUCCCAACACCAACUCGAUAGCGUAUUCGUCUUCGUCUCCGGGCAACUAUGUGGGCCCUCCUGGGGGAGGCGGCCCACCAGGAACUCCCAUCAUGCCUAGCCCUGGAGAUUCCACCAAUUCAAGUGAAAACAUCUACACAAUGAUGAACCCAAUCGGUCCUGGAGGGAAUAGACCUAAUUUCCCAAUGGGACCAGGUCCUGAUGGACCCAUGGGCGGAAUGGGAUCGAUGGAGCAGCAUCAUAUGAAUGGAUCAUUAGGUUCUGGUGACAUGGAUGGGUUGCCAAAGAAUUCUCCUAACAACAUGGCGGGCAUGAACAAUCCCCCCGGCACCCCUCGGGAUGACGGCGAGAUGGCAGGCAACUUUUUAAAUCCAUUCCAAAGUGAAAGUUAUUCACCCAACAUGACGAUGAGUGUGUGAUUUUUUUUUUUUAUCUUUUAUUUUAUUUGUUUUUCAUCUUCCCCUGUCCCGCCUUCCCUCUUUGACCCCCACCCUCACCCUCACCCAACCCCAUGUGUCUGGCAUUAUCCCCCAUCCCUCCUCUCACCACCUCUCUCCGUGGAUGGUGCGCGGUGCCACACAGCCCCUGGGUAUGUCCCUGGAAGGCAGGACUCCCCUCAAGGGCCCCCAUCCAAAUGUCUGCAAAAUGGGGGUGAGAACAUGAACUGGACUCCAAGCAACAGGAGGGGGCUACUAGCCUCGAGGCUCACUUCAUGAACCCUCGGACACUGGGAGCCUGUUCCCCUGCCGUCAGGGGGGUUGUCAGGACGCCAUUCACUGGAGGGCAUGAACAAGUGCCCUCCUCACAUCUCUCUACUUCUGUGAUAUGAACUGAUGUUAUUUUCAGAUACAAAUGGUUUUGACAAUAAUAUAAUGGUGACACUAUUGUAGUUUUGAUUUUCUGCAAGGGCACAUUUGAUCUCAGCAGCAUCAGCAACGGCAGAAUAAGCACACGUUUGAAAUAAUGCACAAUAAUUUUCUGUUUACAUGAUUUUUAUUUGAUAUUUGUGGUCUCUGCAUACCUCUCUGUGAACUCACUCAACCUGUAGCUGUGUUUUUGCGCUGCGACGAGUAACAAUGAGGCCUAAAAGGACCCGGUAACAUUGGGUAAGAUCUGAGAACGGUGUCUUAACAUGAACCGUCUCAGAGCAACUGAAGUCUCGGUGGUCAUUUCAGUUUUGUGAAUUCUCACGGGUUUGGUCUUGUCUGUAAAUACGACAUAUUUUGUUUUUAAUUGUUUGUUAAUUUACAAUUGUGUGUCGCUCCUGUUCCUUCCAGCGUUUUGAUUACAAACCGGCGUUCGGGCCUGUAGCCAGAGUCUCUGUUGGACUUCUCUAAAAGACAAUGGCAGAUUCAAAGACCUCUUUAUUUCAGCUGCGGUUUUCAUCACCUAUAAUCUUGGAAACAGGGAUGGUGUUCUUUAUAGUCAAAAAACAAAUCAGGAUUCAGAUUGAAGUGGACUAAUGAAAUGAGAGGAAUGAUACAGGAUGUAUUACCAUUGUUGUUUUUUGUUAUUUUUGCUUUUUUUUUUUACCCGGGAAAAUGAGAAGCCCAUACAAUCAGAAUAACUUCAUGAUAUCAGCUCUUUGUCACUUGUAUUGUAACAUGAUGUCAUAUUUGCGCCCUCGCCAUGGUGAUGCACUUAUCAUGUCUCAGAUAUCAGCCUGAGUUAAACUGUGACUCGGCCGCAUCCGUGUAGUGGCACAUGCCGCCCUUGACUCCUUCAGUACCAGCUCCAUGUUCCCCGCCCACCCGCAGGUUAAUUUCAUGUUUUCUUUGUUGUUGUUUUGUUUUUUGUAAAUAUUGUAAAAUGCAUUUUGAUAUCAUUGACAUGUUUUGAUAUGUCAGUCACUACCAAUGAAUACAGCAGAAAGUAAAUUAUAAUUGUCCAUGUUUUUCAUAGAGAAAAGGUGCGCCGACUAUUUGGCUCAUUUCCAUGAAUAUGUAUGGAAACGACGCGUGUGUGUGUGUGUGUGUAUGUAUGUGCGUGCGUGCGCGUAUGUGUGUCGGGACGGAGAGAGGACAGUACUGAGAAGCUGAACGACAGCAUGACAAUUACUUCUUCGUCCUCCCUCGGCCUCACUGGCUGAGUGUGAUAUUUGUAUCAUAAAGGGCAACAAAUGUGUGACCUCGCCUUUCUGUUUAAUAUGAAGGAUUUUUCAAAUUUAGGAUUUUCUUUUCAAUAUGAAAGCUGAUGUUGAAUUAAGAGAUCAUAAGGUGUGUUGGGAAGUGUGUCCUUCACUGUGCGCUCCUGUAAAGAGUCUUGUAUAGAUGGAAGCUCUCGCUGAUCCUCUCUCAGUCCUCUGUGUAUAUCGAUCGUUGGGCAUCUCUGUACUUCUAUUGUGAUGUAUAAUACUGUACCAUUAGGAAGAUUUGCAGGUUGGGAGGGGGGAAUAUAAAAUGAUUUUCCUGUACCGUUCAUGGUCCUUUCUGAUGACAUGGCAGUAUUCAAUAUGAAGCAGUCUGUCUAUUGGGUUUGCUUUGUAUUUCAUGGUAGGAUAGCUCGGAAUCUUGUCUUAGGGACUUAGGUGUCUUGUGUAGGUAAUACAGAUGUUCUUUGUAUGUUCCUUUAUAAUGUAAAGUUUCUUUAGAUUGAGAGAAAAAUUGAUAGUUUGCUUAUCAGAAAAGAAAUGAUGCAUCAAUAAUAAAUGUCAUUUGAUUUUU